UACACAUUUUUAACUACUUGUUUAUUGCUGUGCAGGAGGUCCACAGAGGAUGUCAGUGGGGAUUUAUGCCUGAAUCAAGUUGUGUUUUUGACAAGAGCUCAGGGACAGGCAAAUGAAAACCUUUGUUUUUUUUCACGAUUCUAUAAACAGCUCUUGACUGGAGAUGUCACGACCUCCCGGGGGAGCCGACCAGGACAACAUAUGUUCUCUUGUACACGUGACGCCAUCGUUGACUGAUCCAUCAUCUCAUCUUACAAGCCUUCUGAAACAUCAAUUUGCUGCUGUAGUAGAAAGUGAGGGGUGUGGUUUCGUGUUACUCAACACACUUCACGUCCGCAUCCCUCGCUAUAAAAGCCAAGAGACAGAGAGGAGGAGAGCAAGUCAGGACACCAGAACCUCAAUCAUCACCAGCUAAUCUGCACCGGGAGACUUAAUAGACAAAAUUGUUGUGUUUUUUCCCUCAUCAGACAACCAUGCUGAAAUUGUGCAUGAUGCUCGCCACACUCCUCUUCUGCUUGUUGGUGUUUUGGAGCACCUUUGCCGACGCAUACCCGCCCAAACCAGAGAGUCCCGGCAGCAAUGCCUCCCCGGACGACUGGGCCAAGUACCACGCUGCUGUCAGGCACUAUGUCAACCUAAUCACCAGACAGAGAUAUGGGAAGAGGUCUACCCCAGAACAGGCGAUGGCUUGGCUGCUGUUUGGUGCUGAUCCAAGCCAAGACUCGGAACCACAUUUGGAUUAUAACGAAUGGUAGUUGACUUCAAGGAUACCUAAUCCCACCUAAAAACCAAACGGCAAUCAAAAUGACUGUGAUUCCCUGGAGAGAAUCUUAAUCUUAAUGUACUUUAAUUGUUCAAUGUACAUGCAUGUUUCUCUCCCUUUCUCUCUGUUUGUCUGAAUGCUUUGCUCUUUGUACACCUCUUUGUUUUAUCACCAAAUAUGUAAAUAAUUUGUAUGGAAAGAAAUCAAACUUUACAAUAAAUGACAAUAAAUAGAAGUAUGGAAUAAA
Molecule: messenger RNA, 1010 nt
Organism: Nerophis ophidion (straightnose pipefish)
Lineage: Eukaryota; Metazoa; Chordata; Actinopteri; Syngnathiformes; Syngnathidae
Product: peptide Y-like
Exons: 5
Coding region: 474-755 (93 amino acids)
Biological process (GO): neuropeptide signaling pathway; feeding behavior
Cellular component (GO): extracellular region
Molecular function (GO): neuropeptide hormone activity; neuropeptide Y receptor binding
Source: RefSeq, a predicted model, not a curated record